Lathyrus oleraceus (garden pea) is the source of this 1139-nucleotide messenger RNA. RefSeq lists its product as uncharacterized. Bases 155 to 859 code for a protein of 234 amino acids. The transcript is spliced from 6 exons. The record is from RefSeq and is a predicted model, not a curated record. NCBI's taxonomy places the organism in Eukaryota, Viridiplantae, Streptophyta, Magnoliopsida, Fabales, Fabaceae.
UCAUCUUCCAUUUGUGCUUAUCACAUUAUACACGCACAAGUUUUCUUCACUCUCAAGUUUUCUUCUAUAUAUAUAUAUAUAUAUAUGAAGAACCUACAUCUCUCAACCCAUCUAACAAAAACUAGUAUUGGUGAGUAGUUGUUGGUGAGUGAGAAUGACCAACUUUGCUCAAGAGCCUCAAGGUUUUACUGUAUAUGGCAGAUUUCCAUCUUCACUCGGAGGCAUAAGGACUCGUGCCUAUGGAAACAGAAGCAUCACAAAUUGCGGUCCACACCGCAGAAGAAUUCGUUGGAAUGUGGCUACUGAUGACAGAACUACUUCUGCCCAUCCAAAAGAUGCUAUUCCGGCGUUCAAUCCAACUGGUCUGGAUCGUGUUUUACUAUGUACUGUAAAAUGUUAUGCAUGUGAUUUUGACAUUGAAGUCUCCAUGCACAUCGGUCGUUCAGAAGAAUUUGAUGCAAAUAAAAUGAUUUGUCCCGUUUGUGAUGAAAAGUUUGGGGAGGAUGCGAUAAGGACUGUAAAGAAUUCAACCUUUGCAAUUACGCAUUCGCGCGCUUGGUCUGCUAUGAAUCGGGGGAAAGAACCUGCUCUACAGGGAAACAAACAUGAAAGAAUGUCGGGUUCAGCUUUGUCAGCAUCUCAGGACAAUCUUGAUGGUCAAAGCUUCAAUGAUUUCAGUUCAGAUGAAGAUGACAUGACUGAUGCCUCAGAUGUUACUGCUGCAGAAGGCGUUUCCAUUGCAAAAAGCUUGGGAGGGGCAGAUGCACCGAAGACUGGCGGCAAUGAACAGGAUGUUGAAGAGAGAAUUAGCAGGGCUGCAUAUUUUCAAGACUUGGUGGUGCCAAGUCUGAUUAGUUGAACGAGGCCAUGAAGUCAGGUUUUAGUUGUUUAAAAUGUUGCAACAGGGAGGAAAUACAAAUGGUGAGCAACAAUGCUCUUUAAGAGAUUACAGCUUACAAGGUAGCAGGUUAUCCAGUAUCAACAUAACUAUCUCAGUUAGCUUAAGUUAGUUAUGUAUGUAAUAGGAGUUAGUUAGAGUUGUUCAUUAACUCUUUGUACAUAAGCUAUAUAAAUAGCUUUACAUGUCAGUGUGUACAUAUAACAGAUUAUUGAUUCAUAAUGAAGAGUCUUUUUUCCAA